Molecule: messenger RNA, 1476 nt
Organism: Protopolystoma xenopodis
Lineage: Eukaryota; Metazoa; Platyhelminthes; Monogenea; Polystomatidea; Polystomatidae
Source: the annotation of a GenBank genome assembly
AUGACAAGUUUGAAUGUGAUUUUCUACAAGGCUGUCGAUGUGCCUCUAGAGUUCAGAAUCGACGUACAUAACACCUUGAUUAUGCCAACCGGAGUGAUGGUGAUGAUACAUGAGAUUGGGACAUUUCCUCACAUCACUCAGACGUAUCUUCUGGACGAGUGCGCCCUGCUUGAUUUGCGUAUCACACGCAAGUUCCAUAUGCCCAUGAAACGAAGUAUGACUCGCAUUCACGACGACAAUGACGACCCAUCUGCAAUUAUGCCAUGCCAACCGACUAGACGAAAUUACACCUACAUCAACGUUAUCACUCGUCAGACACGUGUCUAUGCUGGUGUCUGGGUCGAUUGUGUGUUUGAGCAUGUACAAAAUCUUGUAGCAGAAUUUUGUGCCUGUUUGAUGGAGCAGUUUCCGGUGCAUGAACGAUUUGCCAACCUUCCAUUCUGCAAAGAUCCCAACCAAAAUAUUUCCAGCCUCCAUUUACACAAUUGUCUGCACGAAGUGUAUGUACGCAUUUUUGGGGAAGAGUUCGCCUCCAUCACUGAGUGCUAUCGCGACUUUUGCGAACACGCCUCUUUCUCGACGGUGAUAUCACACUCACGAUUUCCUGCUGUUGAGGCGAGAAAGUCGCAUCUCAACUGGUUACAGACUCUGGCCGGAAUGGAGGUUGAUGAGCGUGCUCACUUUGCCGGAAAGUCUGAUUUGGCCAGAUAUGCUCUUCGGUUGCCAGCCAGCAACAAUUUCUCCGAUGCCAGCGCCAGUAGAGAAGAGUGGAGUCUAGUUCGGGCAUAUCGUGAAGGUCGCAUAGAUCUGCUGAACAUCGAGUUCGUAGAGCGUAACUUUAUGCUACUUCGAGUGGUGCCAGCCUCGCUGUUCAUGGACCGUGUAGAGGAGACUGAAGAGUAUCCUACCAGCAGGCUUCUGUCCGACGUCGGUGGUUGUGUCGGUCUGUGGCUGGGCGCGAGUCUCGUAACUGUAUUCGAGCUUUUGGAUCUGAUUUUCGACUUUUUUGAACUAUCCCAAUGGAGUCUUGCUCGUCGACGUUUCACAGACUCUGAAAGGCGCCGUCUAAUGGCAGAAAUCGAGGUAUGGAGAGAUCGAGCUCUCCGAAUGGAGGAGCAACAACAACUGAACCAUCCCAGCAGCCAUAUUCCGUCGAAUUCCUACGAAAAACAGGUGAAUGACAACAAUAUGGUAUAUGAUGGCUUACGAAAGGAUGCCAGUUUUCAUUCAUUUACUGGCUUGUAUACAGAUGGAGGAAUGACAUUGAUGCCAGGAGUCUCAGCGGCCCUAGAAAACUGUUUAGGUACUGCGGUUCCGGCAGAUGUCCAUACCAACUGGUUGGCUCCUUGGCUGCAGGCAAAUGAAAAGCCAAGGAUGUCCCAAGCAAUAAUAAAGGACGACACUUUAGCGACUUCAUUAGGGCAGGUACAGCAUCAGUCUGGAUCUGUUCAUCAACUUGGCAUGGAGAGUCUGUAG